Engraulis encrasicolus (European anchovy) is the source of this 2289-nucleotide messenger RNA. It is a transcript of the gene ppef1, whose product is annotated as protein phosphatase, EF-hand calcium binding domain 1. Gene Ontology annotation, molecular function: phosphoprotein phosphatase activity; calcium ion binding; iron ion binding. Gene Ontology annotation, biological process: detection of stimulus involved in sensory perception. The record is from RefSeq and is a predicted model, not a curated record. The transcript is spliced from 17 exons. The coding region runs from base 59 to 2272 and encodes 737 amino acids. Lineage: Eukaryota; Metazoa; Chordata; Actinopteri; Clupeiformes; Engraulidae.
GGGCUACGAACACAAUUUUGACCAGAGGAAAGAGGGCACGUGAGCAAGCGGGCUCGCCAUGGGCUGUGGAACUUCAGUCGCGGUUGAAAACCAAGGGAAGCCAGCUGAAACAGCCAUGAAGGCUGCCAUCCUGAUCCAGCGCUGGUACAGGCGCUACGUGGCCCGGCUGGAGAUGAGGCGGAGGUACACCUGGAACAUCUUCCAAUCCAUAGAGUACGCAGGAGAACAGGACCAGCUGCAGCUUUCCAGUUUUUUUAGUUUCAUGUUGGACAACUUCACACAGCUGAAUGGACAUGGCCCUGAUUUAAUAUCCCACCUGCUGGGCUCCGUGGUGCAGCCUUGGAGUGAGGAGAGCAGGCAGUUCAAGUAUGAGCAGGUGAUGGUGCCGGACUCGUACUCUGGGCCGCGCCUGUCCUUCCCCCUCACUGUAGCCGACACCAACCGCCUGCUUAGUGCCUUCAAGGAGCAAGAGACCUUGCAUGCGAAAUACGUCCUCCAAUUGCUGCACGAGACCAAGAAGUUUCUGAAGCGAAUACCAAAUGUUAUUUAUGUGUCCACCUCUUAUGCCAAGGAGAUCACCAUCUGUGGUGAUUUACAUGGAAGGCUUGAUGAUCUAUUGCUUAUAUUCUACAAGAAUGGUCUUCCAUCAGCAGAAAAUCCCUACAUUUUCAACGGUGACUUUGUGGACCGAGGCAAAAAAUCUGUGGAAGUUAUUAUAAUUCUGUUUGCGUUUUUGCUUUUGUAUCCUGACCAUAUGCAUCUGAACAGAGGGAACCAUGAGGACCACAUUAUGAAUCUGAGAUAUGGAUUCACUAAGGAAGUCAUGCAGAAAUACAAGACUCAUGGGAGAGACAUACUACAGCUCUUACAAGAUGUCUUCAGCCUGCUUCCCGUAGCCACGGUAAUCGAUAACAAAGUCCUCAUCGUUCAUGGCGGCAUUUCAGACAAGACCAACCUGGACUUCCUCAGCUCUAUAGAGAGGGACAAGGUGAAGUCAGCCCUCCGGCUGCCUAAGCGGAGCCUGGAGCAGGUGGGCCUGCGCGCUCCUUCCCGUGGCAGCAGUGGCCGAGGUUACCGAGGCGACCACACCAGCUCCCGAAACAAGAAGCGCUCCCACCACCACCACCUCCACAAGCAGGGCAGCUGCUCCUCCACCACCACCACCACCUCCUCCACGUCCUCGUCCUCCUCGUCCUCCCUCUGCUCCCCGCGCCUCUCCUCCGCCGCCUGCUCUCCUCGGAGCAACACACCGUGGCGGCGCGCCCCCUCGCCCUCGCCCUCGCCCUGCCUGCCCAGCCCCUGCGACGGCCUCCAGGUGCCCUUUCUGGACUCGUUUGGGAACGUGGCACCCCCCGAGCCCCCCAGGGAGGAGCUGGAGUGGAGGCAGAUUGUUGACAUCCUGUGGAGUGACCCCAAGAACCAGAAUGGCUGCACCCCCAACUCGUUCCGAGGCGGAGGCUGCUACUUCGGGCCAGACGUGACCCAGAGCCUUCUGGAGAAGCACGGGAUGACUCUGCUUAUCCGCUCCCAUGAGUGCAAACAGGAAGGGUAUGAACUCUGUCAUGAUGGGCAGGUGAUUACGAUCUUCUCUGCGUCUAACUACUAUGAGGAGGGCAGCAACAGGGGGGCCUAUGUGAAGCUGGGGCCGGAGCUGGUGCCUAGGUUCUUCCAAUACCAAGUCAGCCGCAGCACCCGCAAACUCACGCUGCAGCAGAGAGUGAGCGUAGCUGAGGGGUCUGCCCUGAAGGCCCUUCAGGAGAAGCUGUUUGCCCAUCGCUCCGAGCUCAUGGCGGCCUUUCAACAACACGACACCAAUAACACGGGAUGCCUGCCGGUGAGUGAGUGGGCCCAGGUGGUGGAGUCGGUGCUGAGGCUGGACCUGCCCUGGAGGACCCUGAGGCCGCGGCUGGCCAGGCUAGCGCCUGACGGCAGCGUGGAGUACAGGUCCUGCUUUGAGGACGUCAGCCCCGGACAGCCAGUACCUCAGGUUGCUCCAAACUUGGCUGAAACACUCUAUAGGUAUCGAACAGACCUGGAGAUCAUUUUCAACAUCAUAGAUAAAGAUCACUCGGGCCUCAUUUCCAUCGAGGAGUUCCGUCAGACGUGGAAGCUGUUCAGCUCCCACCUGGGCAUGACGGUGAGGGAGGACUCCAUCGAGGAGAUGGCGCGCAGCAUCGACUUCAACAAAGACGGCAGCAUAGACUUCAACGAGUUCCUGGAGGCCUUCCGCGUGGUGCACAAGCUGGACGUCAAGGAGCAGCAGCAGGGUUGAGAUGUGCACAGCAAAUU